AAAUAAAAAUGGCUGCAGCUGGUUGGUAGUGAUUACGCUAGUGUAUAAAAAAAGCUUUAGCAAACUUGGGGUCAUCGUUGUUAAAAUUUACACUUACUCCACUAACCAUGAAUAAAAUGGAUUCCACUCUUACAAGUAUGUGGGUGAGUUUCUUCACGGCCGCGGGGAUCCCGUCGGACGUGUCGGCGUCGUACGCGCUGACGUUCGCGGAGAACCGCAUCCAGAACGACAUGCUGCUGGACCUGAACAAGGAGUAUCUGAGGGACAUGGGCAUUACUAGGAUGGGGGAUGUCAUUGCUAUAUUGCGGCACGCAAAGCAAGUGCAUGAGAGCUUGGCACGGGACAAGGUGCUCGGCAGCACUGUCAAUGUGGUCCCCGUAGCCGCCAUCACUGGCCGAGCCACCGUCACACAGAACAAGCCUGCUUCCCCCGCGAGCCGCAUAUUGGAGCACUACACGCGCAACACCCGGGAGGCGGCCGUCUCGCCCACGCACCAGAAGAAGCGCAAGAGCGAUGAAGGGAUAGAGACAGUAGACGUAAAGAAAUCUCGUCUUAUCAGAUUCGGAUCACCGCAACCUGCCGCCAAAGAAGUUACACAAACGAAAACGGUGUUCGCAAGACUUGGACAGAGCGACGGAGCUGGGGCAAGACCCAAACUCGUCAAACUUACUGCUGUAGCCACUAAAGAUGUCAAACCUAUCUUCGCUCGCCUCGGUUCCAAAGAUGACUCCCAACCAAUCAUGCCUGUACAAAAAGAUGCUCUCAAAUAUGAGGGUAUACUGAAAAGCCCACCCGCUGCGAAAACUGUAACAAUCACUACCACUAAGAACAGUGUUCGGAGAAUAGCUUGCACGAUGAGAGCUGAUGAGCAACCAAUCAGUGUCAAAGAAAAACUAGCUGUACCGAAAUCUAAAUCAGUAAAGUUUUCAAAUCAUGUGGAAUAUAAAGAAAUAGAAGCGGUACAGAGUGUACAAGCUAGACUUGUGCAGAAAACUCAGCCGAAGCAGACGGUUUUCAACAAACCGGAGAGGCGGUUGUCAAUGCCCGCAGUUGACAAUAGUGUCAAGGCCCGCUUGGGUGCGAAGAAUGUUGCCAGCCCAGCACCAGUCAAAAAUAAUAAUAUUAUGAUAACUAAGAAUGUGUUUAAGAGGCUUGGUGUGUAAUAGUGUGGUAUUCAUGGAACUUGGUGCUAACAGUUAUUUUGAUUGAAGUGAAGUUUGGUUGGUAGAGAGAGAUCACGGAAGAUUCUCAUCUAUUCUAUUUUACGUGAAAGUGGCACAUACUACAAGUUUGAAAGUAUAAUAUUUCUAUCAAAAAAAGUGUUCCUUUUAUAUUGUACAUUGUACAAUCUCAAUUUAUAUGGUUGUGAUGAUACGUGACGUUUUCAAUCAAAAGAUACCACAUUGCCGGUUCUCAAUAAGGUUGAGUUCAAAUUGAAGCCAUAUGGAAAUAGCGCCUUAUUGACAAUCGACAAUAAGUACCCUUCUGAUUGAGAAUGACACAUAUCAUCAUCAUCAUCCUCAAGGUGACCUUUAAUUUUCAAUUUACGAGUUUAAUAGGUACGAAAACGAAUUUCAAUUUUAAACUGCUCAGAUUAGACGUCGAAAUUGUACCGUCUAGAUAUUUUAUUUUGUGAAAAUUUACGUAAGCUACGUAAUUUACGUACUUAUAAAUAUGUGACGAUAAAUUUCCUAGCUAGUCUUUGUGAUAAAAUAAGUUAAUUUAUGUUUUGCAUUUGUGUAUUUUUUUUUAUAAUUUAGGGUAUUAUAGUUUAAGUUUUAAUUUCUAUUGACUAUCACAUCAAAUCUUUGAAUUUUCAUUUCCACAAUUUUCAAGAAUUUUCUGCCAUGUUUUUCUUAUGUAAUGGCCUAAUGGGACACUUUUCUUUACAUACAUUUACAAUUUGAAUCUCCUUAUAAAAUGUCGAAGGUGUAUUUAUUACUUAAUUGAAUCAGGUAUUCCAGAGAAAAAUGUUUUAGUUUUAUUGUUACCGAUAAUGAUAGGAGAUAUUUGUUCUAUAUUGCUUUUAAUUUGUAAACUUAAAUAUAGAAGCAAACUAAAUAUGUCUGAAAUAACUACCUACUAAAACCCGUCCCGGGCUGCCCCCGACGCAAAGGUGUCCAUCACGCUCGCUGCGUUGGAUUGCGAUGGAAAUUAGUAAAUUUGUAAACCAUGGUUAUAUGUGGAUUUCCAUCGGAGAAGGGUCCUUAUGCUUUAUGUGUAUAAGCCACAGUUUCCUUAACACUUUCACUACCAAGCGCCC
Cydia splendana is the source of this 2263-nucleotide messenger RNA. RefSeq lists its product as uncharacterized. Lineage: Eukaryota; Metazoa; Arthropoda; Insecta; Lepidoptera; Tortricidae. The record is from RefSeq and is a predicted model, not a curated record. Bases 108 to 1163 code for a protein of 351 amino acids. Gene Ontology annotation, cellular component: nucleus. The transcript is spliced from 7 exons.